AUGGAUGUUGACAUGAUCAAGUCCUCAGCAGAAGAUCACAUGGAUAUGAUGACAAUGAUGAUGCAAAUGGAAAAGCUUCCUGAAUUCUGUGAGUCGCCUCCUUUCAAGACCUAUGAAAUAAACUUCUCCAACGGGAAUUCAAGCUCCACGAUCUUACCUACACCAACCAUUUACCCUAACGCCAUUAAUGAUCCUUCUUCACUCAACACAUUCAUGGCCUUGCCACCUUCCACUUUAUCACUCAUCGGCAAUGUCCCAGCUCAAGAAUCCAUGGCUCCACCUGUUCAACCCAACAAUAUGGAAGCAAUGAGGGAGAUGAUCUUCCGUAUAGCGGCAAUGCAGCCUAUUCAUAUAGACCCAGAAUCCAUUAAGCCUCCGAAGAGAAGGAACGUGAAGAUCUCUAAGGAUCCACAGAGUGUGGCCGCCAGGCACAGAAGAGAACGGAUAAGUGAGCGGAUACGGAUUCUGCAAAGACUCGUUCCGGGAGGCACUAAGAUGGACACUGCUUCGAUGUUGGACGAAGCUAUUCAUUAUGUCAAGUUCUUAAAGAAACAGGUACAAUCUCUGGAACAAGCUGCUGUGAAUAGGCCAAUGGGCAUGGGGUUCCCGAGUGCAGCAAUGGCUAAUGUGGGUUACUCUUACUCCUCUUUGGCGAAAGCUUGCCAGCCAUCUCAUCAUCAUCAUCAAGUUGUGAGCAACAUGCAGAUGCUUAGAAAAGGAACGGGGUAUUUAGAAUUUAAUUAG
Messenger RNA from Hibiscus syriacus, 744 nucleotides. RefSeq names its product transcription factor HEC2-like. Gene Ontology annotation, molecular function: DNA-binding transcription factor activity; protein dimerization activity. The record is from RefSeq and is a predicted model, not a curated record. Bases 1 to 744 code for a protein of 247 amino acids. NCBI's taxonomy places the organism in Eukaryota, Viridiplantae, Streptophyta, Magnoliopsida, Malvales, Malvaceae. The transcript has a single exon. Gene Ontology annotation, biological process: regulation of DNA-templated transcription.